Lizanozyma spartinae is the source of this 795-nucleotide messenger RNA. It is a transcript of the gene PUP2, whose product is annotated as proteasome core particle subunit alpha 5. Bases 1 to 795 code for a protein of 264 amino acids. The transcript has a single exon. NCBI's taxonomy places the organism in Eukaryota, Fungi, Ascomycota, Pichiomycetes, Serinales, Debaryomycetaceae. The record is from RefSeq and is a predicted model, not a curated record. Gene Ontology annotation, biological process: proteasome-mediated ubiquitin-dependent protein catabolic process. Gene Ontology annotation, cellular component: proteasome core complex, alpha-subunit complex; nucleus; proteasome core complex.
AUGUUUCUUACUCGAAGUGAAUACGAUCGAGGCGUUCUGACGUUUUCACCCGAAGGCAGAAUUUUCCAAGUGGAAUAUUCUCUUGAAGCCAUUAAGCUUGGUUCCACAGCCAUUGGGAUUGCCACCCUGGAGGGAGUCAUCUUGGGGGUUGAAAAGAGAGUCACAUCGUCGCUUUUAGAACACACUUCUAUUGAAAAGAUAGUUGAAAUUGAAUCUCAUAUUGGUUGUGCCAUGUCUGGACUUACAGCAGAUGCCAGAUCUAUGAUAGACCAUGCUAGAGUUGAAGCAGUUACUCAUAGUUUACAUUAUGAUGAACAAAUUCUUGUAGAGACAUUGACUCAAUCUGUCUGUGAUUUGGCAUUACGUUUUGGUGAAGGUGCUCAAGGUGAAAAGAGAUUAAUGUCUCGUCCGUUUGGUGUUGCUUUACUUAUUGCUGGUUAUGAUAAAGAUAAGGGACCUCAAUUGUAUCAUGCUGAACCAAGUGGUACUUUCUAUAGAUAUGAUGCUAAGGCAAUUGGUAGUGGUAGUGAAGGUGCUCAAGCUGAAUUGCAAAAUGAAUAUCAUAAACUGUUGACUUUGAAAGAAGCUGAAUUGUUAGCUUUGAAAGUAUUAAAACAGGUAAUGGAAGAGAAAUUGGAUUGUAAGAAUGCUCAAUUGGCCAGUGUUACCAAAGAUGGUGGCUUCGUGGUAUACUCAGAUGAGAAAACAGACGAAAUCAUCAAGGAAUUGACAAAACAACAAGCUGAAUCUGAAGACUCUGUUGCUGAAGCAGUAGCUCUGGAAGCACAACAUUAG